Molecule: messenger RNA, 300 nt
Organism: Cooperia oncophora
Lineage: Eukaryota; Metazoa; Nematoda; Chromadorea; Rhabditida; Trichostrongylidae
Source: the annotation of a GenBank genome assembly
AUGAAUCCUGAUGCGAUUGCGAUAUCUGUGGCUCCUUCUCUUUUCCAUUCGUGUAUACAUGAUGGAAGACAGGUCAAAUUUGAGGAUGUGCAACGGUUUAAAACGGCAUCGGAAGUUGUCAGGAACAUCAUUACCUCCUUUGGUCAUACAAACCUUUUCCCGCGUGAAUGUUACGAAUUCUAUGCUCGAAUCACAGGAAGAACGUUGCGUGUUGACGAGAAUUGGCUCUUCACAUUCCAAUACCCAUCAAAAUACUGCACAUGGGGAGAUGUGUUCUGUGGGAAUGCGUUACGCCAUUGA